CAAUACGACACCGUCCACUCACAAACACAUAUUCUCCCUUUUCAUUCCUUUCACGCUUCCUUUCUCACUUUCUAUCUUUUUAAUUCGACGUGCGUUUUUACCAUAAUUCAUUAUUGGAGUAUUAUUUUUAUUUUUUAUUGCUAUUAUGGCUACGAGAUUUUCGUUUUCAUACAAAUUCAUAUCUAUCGUUUCCACAUAAGCAAUCAAUGAAGCGUCCGUUUCGGUUACGUCCAUUUCCAUUUCCGAUUCCUUCCAACAUUUUUGCGAUUUCUUUCUAUUUCCUCGCUCUUUUACGCCUGAAAAUCAGUUCAUCACAAAUCGCAAAACAACAACAGAGCACUGAGAUCUCGCUUGAAACGACAAUAUGAUUCAAUCGGUUUCUGUUACGGUGAACUUCGCCGUGGCUUUUGCAUUGGUGUGUAUAUUCACGGUGGAGCCAUGGCGCGUUGUUAACUCACAAGAAGAACAGAGGCUUCUAGUGGACAUGACGAUUGUUACGAACGCACGUGAUACUGGAGCUCUUUGUUUGGAUGGGAGUUUACCGGGUUAUCAUUUGCACAGAGGUUAUGGAGCAGGGGAGAAUAAUUGGCUUCUACAAUUUGAGGGUGGUGGAUGGUGCAAUGACUUGCAAUCAUGCCUGGAAAGAGCACCAACUCGCAGGGGUUCAACAAAGCACAUGAACAAGUUUGCGGUUUUCUCUGGUAUUUUAAGCAACAAUGCCACCCUUAAUCCAGACUUUUACAAUUGGAACCGGGUGAAACUGAGAUACUGUGAUGGAGCUUCAUUUACUGGAAACAGAGUGUUCAAAAAUGGGACAAAAACACUUUACUUCAAAGGGCAAAAGAUUUGGGAAGCCAUUAUUGAGGAUCUUUUACCAAAAGGUUUAGGAAACGCAUACAAGGCAUUGCUUUCUGGCUGCUCAGCAGGAGGUUUAGCCACCUUUCACCAUUGUGACAACUUCACUAAGUAUUUGCCAACAACUACUACUGUUAAAUGCUUGAGUGAUGCAGGUUUUUUCCUUGAUGGAAGAGAUGUCAGUUUGAACCAUACUAUGAGAUACUUUGUCAAAAGUCUAGUUACAUUGCAGGGGAUAGAGCAGAACCUUAAUGAAAACUGCACGAGUGCGCUUUCCUAUCCAGACUUGUGCUUCUUUCCACAAUAUGCGUUGAAAUAUAUAUCAACACCGUAUUUUAUCUUGAAUUCUGCCUAUGAUGUAUUCCAAUUUCAUCAUAUAUUGGCGCCACCUUCAGCUGAUCCCCUUGGGCACUGGAGUCACUGCAGGGCGAACAAAUCGACAUGCACGCCAGCCCAAAUUAAUACAUUGCAAGGUUUUAGGCUCAGCAUGCUUGCAGCUUUGAAACCGUUCUACUUUUAUUCGAAAAGAGGGGGAAUGUUCAUAAAUUCAUGUUUUGCUCAUUGCCAAAGUGAAUCGCAAGAAACAUGGUUUGGAGACGAUUCUCCUAGAAUAAACAACAAGACUAUUGCAGAAGCAGUUGGUGAUUGGUAUUUUAGUAGAAACAGAAGCAAGCUAAUUGACCGUCCGUAUCCAUGUGAUAAUGAUAAAACUUGUCAUAAUUUAAUACCAUAAGCUCAGGUCACUUGGAAGAUGAUACUGGAAAUUUGUCAACAAGGUCUCUAGUCCUUGUAUUGUAUAUACAUAGUGAAUGCUAGGCAGAUAGAAAAUUCUUGACAAAGAAAUGAGAAGAGAAAUUGUGAUAGAAAUGAUAAUUUUCAAUUAAGUCAUUCAUUAUUAAUUAUAGUCAUAUUUCUGCUUAAUGAAAAUCAAUUGGCUUUUUCUCAAGGCUCAGCCUCAUAAGUCUUAUCAACUAAACUAUAUGCUA
This is a messenger RNA of Vicia villosa (hairy vetch), 1841 nucleotides long. Its product is annotated as pectin acetylesterase 9-like. Gene Ontology annotation, molecular function: hydrolase activity. The coding region runs from base 365 to 1588 and encodes 407 amino acids. The record is from RefSeq and is a predicted model, not a curated record. The transcript is spliced from 13 exons. Lineage: Eukaryota; Viridiplantae; Streptophyta; Magnoliopsida; Fabales; Fabaceae.